Messenger RNA from Tupaia belangeri chinensis (Chinese tree shrew), 4267 nucleotides. It is a transcript of the gene MAST1, whose product is annotated as microtubule associated serine/threonine kinase 1. The coding region runs from base 104 to 4267 and encodes 1387 amino acids. The transcript has 29 exons. Lineage: Eukaryota; Metazoa; Chordata; Mammalia; Scandentia; Tupaiidae. Gene Ontology annotation, molecular function: protein binding; magnesium ion binding; protein serine/threonine kinase activity. The record is from RefSeq and is a predicted model, not a curated record. Gene Ontology annotation, biological process: peptidyl-serine phosphorylation; intracellular signal transduction; cytoskeleton organization.
CUGCAGUUUACGUGUGUCCCUGGAGAACAAUCCGUCCAUGUAUACAGCAAACACGAAGCUCCUACUGUGUGCUAUGCUCUGAAGAUGCUAUAGUGACUAUGUCAUGAACAUCUCUGUCUUCAUCGAGUGGGACAACCAGAGGAAAGUGACCCUGCCGUGGAAGGAUUUACCCCUGCCCCGGAAAAGCAGCAGCUGCCGUACCAGUAACCGGAAAAGCCUCAUCCUGACCAGCACUUCGCCCACGCUGCCGCGACCCCACUCCCCGCUGCCGGGCCACCUGGGUAGCAGUCCCUUGGACAGCCCCCGCAACUUCUCCCCCAACACCCCUGCCCACUUCUCCUUUGCCUCCUCUCGAAGGGCCGACGGACGCCGCUGGUCUCUGGCCUCACUCCCAUCGUCGGGCUAUGGCACCAACACACCCAGCUCCACUGUCUCGUCCUCCUGCUCCUCCCAGGAGCGCCUGCACCAGCUGCCCUACCAGCCCACCGUGGACGAACUCCACUUCCUCUCCAAACACUUCGGCAGCACCGAGAGCAUCACGGACGAGGAUGGCGGUCGCCGCUCCCCGGCCGUGCGUCCCCGCUCGCGGAGCCUCAGCCCCGGGCGCUCCCCCUCCUCGUAUGACAACGAGAUCGUGAUGAUGAACCACGUGUACAAGGAGCGGUUCCCCAAGGCCACUGCGCAGAUGGAAGAGAAGUUGCGAGACUUCGCGCGCGCCUACGAACCUGACAGCGUCCUGCCGCUGGCCGAUGGCGUGCUCAGCUUCAUCCACCACCAGAUCAUCGAGCUGGCCCGGGACUGUCUCACCAAGUCCCGAGACGGUCUCAUCACUACAGUCUACUUUUACGAAUUGCAAGAGAACCUGGAGAAGCUGCUGCAGGACGCCUACGAGCGCUCCGAGAGCUUGGAGGUGGCCUUCGUCACUCAGCUGGUGAAGAAGCUGCUCAUUAUCAUCUCGCGCCCCGCGAGGCUGCUGGAGUGCCUGGAGUUCAACCCGGAGGAGUUCUACCACCUGCUGGAGGCGGCCGAGGGCCACGCCAAGGAAGGACACCUGGUCAAGACGGACAUCCCCCGCUAUAUCAUCCGCCAGCUCGGCCUCACGCGGGACCCCUUUCCAGACGUGGUGCACCUGGAGGAACAGGACAGCGGCGGCUCCAACACCCCGGAGCAGGACGACCUCUCCGAGGGGCGCAGUAGUACCAAGGCCAAGAAGCCCCCCGGGGAGAAUGACUUCGACACCAUCAAGCUGAUCAGCAACGGGGCCUACGGCGCCGUCUACCUGGUGCGGCACCGGGACACCCGGCAGCGUUUUGCCAUGAAGAAGAUCAACAAGCAGAAUCUGAUCCUGCGCAACCAGAUCCAGCAGGCUUUCGUGGAGCGCGACAUCCUCACGUUCGCCGAGAACCCCUUCGUGGUCAGCAUGUUCUGCUCCUUCGAGACGCGGCGCCAUCUCUGCAUGGUCAUGGAAUACGUGGAAGGCGGCGACUGCGCCACGCUCCUUAAGAAUAUCGGGGCGCUGCCGGUGGAGAUGGCGCGUAUGUACUUCGCCGAGACGGUGCUGGCGCUCGAGUACCUGCACAACUACGGCAUCGUGCACCGCGACCUCAAGCCGGACAACCUCCUGAUCACCUCCAUGGGUCACAUCAAGCUCACAGAUUUCGGCCUCUCCAAGAUGGGGCUCAUGAGUCUGACCACCAACUUGUACGAAGGUCACAUUGAGAAAGACGCCCGAGAAUUCCUGGACAAACAGGUGUGCGGGACCCCCGAGUACAUCGCGCCCGAGGUCAUCCUGCGCCAGGGCUACGGCAAGCCCGUGGACUGGUGGGCCAUGGGGAUCAUCCUCUACGAGUUCCUGGUGGGCUGCGUGCCCUUCUUCGGAGACACGCCCGAAGAGCUCUUCGGACAGGUCAUCAGUGAUGACAUCCUGUGGCCCGAGGGGGACGAGGCUCUGCCCACAGACGCGCAGCUCCUCAUAUCCAGCCUCCUGCAGACCAACCCGCUGGUCCGGCUUGGAGCAGGUGGCGCCUUUGAGGUGAAGCAGCAUAGCUUCUUUCGAGAUCUGGACUGGACCGGACUGCUGAGACAGAAGGCCGAGUUCAUCCCUCACCUGGAGUCGGAAGAUGACACCAGCUACUUCGACACCCGCUCGGACAGGUAUCACCACGUGAACUCCUAUGACGAGGAUGACACCACGGAGGAGGAGCCCGUGGAGAUCCGCCAGUUUUCCUCCUGCUCGCCACGAUUCAGCAAGGUGUACAGCAGUAUGGAGCAGUUGUCGCAGCACGAACCCAAGACCCCCGUAGCGGCAGCAGGGGCCAGCAAGCGGGAGCCGAGUGCCAAGGGUCCCGAGGAGAAGGUGGCCGGCAAGCGGGAGGGGCUGGGCGGCCUGACUUUGCGUGAGAAGACCUGGAGAGGAGGCUCCCCGGAGAUCAAGCGCUUCUCUGCAUCCGAGGCCAGUUUUCUGGAGGGGGAGGCCAGUCCCCCGUUGGGCGCACGCCGCCGAUUCUCCGCCCUGCUGGAGCCCAGCCGCUUCAGUGCCCCCCAAGAGGACGAGGAUGAGGCCCGGCUGCGCAGGCCUCCCCGGCCCAGCUCUGACCCACCAGGCUCGCUGGAUGCUCGAGCUUCCAAAGAGACCAUUCAAGGCGAAGGCACUCCCAGCGCCGGGGACCCCGAGGCCACUGACCGUCCACGCCCAGGUGACCUCUGCCCAUCCUCAAAGGAUGGAGACUCAUCAGGCCCUAGAGCCACCAAUGAUUUGGUUCUGCGCCGGGCCCGGCACCAGCAGCUGUCCGGAGACCCCGCAGUGGAGAAGCGGCCUUCUCGAACUGGAGGCAAAGUCAUCAAGUCAGCCUCAGCUACAGCCUUGUCUGUCAUGAUUCCUGCAGUGGACCCACAUGGAAGCUCACCCCUCGCAAGCCCGAUGUCCCCACGAUCUCUCUCCUCCAACCCAUCGUCACGGGACUCCUCCCCCAGCCGGGACUAUUCUCCAGCUGUCAGUGGGCUCCGCUCUCCCAUCACCAUCCAGCGCUCCGGCAAGAAGUAUGGCUUCACGCUACGUGCCAUCCGUGUCUACAUGGGUGACUCGGAUGUCUACAGUGUCCACCACAUUGUCUGGCACGUGGAGGAGGGAGGCCCAGCCCAGGAGGCGGGGCUCUGUGCAGGGGACCUCAUCACUCACGUGAACGGGGAGCCCGUGCAUGGCAUGGUACAUCCCGAGGUGGUGGAGCUGAUCCUUAAGAGCGGCAACAAGGUGGCGGUGACCACGACACCCUUCGAAAAUACCUCCAUCCGCAUCGGUCCUGCAAGACGCAGCAGCUACAAGGCCAAAAUGGCUCGGAGAAACAAGCGGCCCUCUGCCAAGGAGGGCCAGGAGAGCAAGAAGCGCAGUUCCCUGUUCCGGAAGAUCACGAAGCAGUCGAACCUGCUGCACACUAGCCGCUCUCUGUCGUCGCUGAAACGCUCGCUGUCGUCCAGCGACAGUCUCCCGGGCUCACCCACGCAUGGGCUGCCGGCGCGCUCGCCCACGCACAGUUACCGCUCCACGCCUGACUCCGCCUACCUAGGUGCCUCCUCUCAGAGCAGCUCGCCAGCCUCGAGCACGCCCAACUCGCCGGCGUCCUCAGCGUCACACCACAUCCGGCCCAGCACGCUGCACGGCCUGUCGCCGAAGCUCCACCGCCAGUACCGCUCAGCGCGCUGCAAGUCGGCCGGCAACAUCCCCUUGUCGCCGUUGGCACACACGCCGUCCCCAACGCAGGCGUCGCCGCCACCGCUGCCGGGCCAUACAGUGGGCAGCUCGCACACGACGCAGAGCUUCCCGGCCAAAUUGCACUCCUCACCACCUGUCGUGCGCCCGCGCCCGAAGAGUGCCGAACCCCCGCGGUCACCGCUCCUCAAGCGCGUGCAGUCGGCGGAGAAGCUGGGAGCCUCGCUUAGCGCCGACAAGAAGAGUGCACUGCGCAAACACAGCCUAGAGGUGGGCCACCCGGAUUUCCGGAAGGACUUCCACGGCGAGCUGGCGCUGCACAGCCUCGCGGAGUCCGACGGCGAGACGCCCCCGAUCGAAUGCCCGGAACCCGCGCGACCUGGGGCCAAGACCGAGGCGUCCCAGCCUCCAGGCGCAGACUCCAAGGGGUUGCAGGAACCCACGUCCCUGGCACCUACUGUGCCUGAAGUCCCCCGGGGCCGGGAGCGCUGGGUGCUAGAGGUGGUGGAGGAGCGGACCACGCUGAGCGGGCCUCGCUCCAAUCUGCCCCCAGGCCCUUAG